AUGAUAAAUGAUCAAUUCCUUUUACUCUGCCAUCUCAUGUACCUUGUGCCAGCUGUUUUGGAACAGAGUUAUUUAUCAAAAAAUGGUACGAAUGGACCGUUUCCAAACUUGAUGAAUUGGAGUUUAUUGUCUGGAUGGUAUGUGACAUCGUUUACUCUGGCAUAUGUCGCGGUGACGAGACUUUUCGUCAUCGUUCUCCAUCAACCGAAUAUGAGCCGCUCGCUAGCUGUUCUCUCAAUGUUUUUCAUCUUUUUACUCUCAUGGAUCAUGUCCUAUAUUGCCCAAUUUGAAUUCCUGUGUUGUGAAUUGAUCUUUAACCCGUUCAACUAUGGCUAUGGAUAUGUGAGUAAUGGUAAUUUGACGAAUUACUCAAAUCAGUAUUUUGAUUUCCCGUUGAAUAACGCUGUUUCAGUCAUCACUGUUGGCUGUUAUAUGGUGGUCCGGCACCAAAUCUUUCAAACCGCGCUCCCAUCACACGGUGUCUACAGCACAAAUACGCAUUGCUCAACAAAUCCGAACAACUCAACUGUCAACAAGAUCAAUAGCUUUACAAAAGAGCCA
This is a messenger RNA of Mesorhabditis belari, 561 nucleotides long. NCBI's taxonomy places the organism in Eukaryota, Metazoa, Nematoda, Chromadorea, Rhabditida, Rhabditidae. The record is from the annotation of a GenBank genome assembly.